Molecule: messenger RNA, 1065 nt
Organism: Aphanomyces astaci
Lineage: Eukaryota; Oomycota; Saprolegniomycetes; Saprolegniales; Verrucalvaceae
Exons: 8
Coding region: 63-863 (266 amino acids)
Molecular function (GO): phosphatase activity
Source: RefSeq, a predicted model, not a curated record
UGUUUUGCAGCAUCGUCAAGAAGCACCUCCUGCCAGCCUUUCGACGCCGUGGACACAGUAUCAUGACCAGCACCCGCGCAAUUCCCCACCUGAACUCGACCAGUUUUGAUGCGUGGCUUAACCAGCUCGACGCGUUUCUCUUCGACUGCGAUGGAGUGUUGUGGCGAGGUGACGCCGCCAUUGUCGGUGCCAAGGAAGCCAUUGCGCUCCUCCGUGCGCGAGGGAAGAAAGUAAUCUUUGUGACCAACAACUCGACCAAGUCCCGCGACACUUACGUCACCAAGCUCGCGGGUCAAGGCAUUCCUGCCGUUGUCGACGACAUCGUCACAUCUGCAUCGGCGUGUGCCGCCUACCUCAAGAAGACCAACGUACAAGGAAAAGUGUACGUGGUUGGCGAAGCGGGGCUGGCGACGGAAGUGUCGGCGCAAGGCUUUGAGAACUUUGGCUUGCAAGACAACGGAAAGACGACGUUGCCGCAUCCAUUCCAGGUCGACCCGAGCGUCGGCGCCGUGGUGAUUGGGCUCGAUCGAGGCAUUUCGUAUUACAAGCUGUCGUACGCUGCCACGUGUAUUCUGCAAAACCCUGGCUGCAAGUUCUACGCGACCAACAAUGACCCGACGUACCCCACGGAUGGUGCGAUUCUGCCUGGCGGUGGCGCGUGUGUGGCGGCGUUGCAGACGGCCGUGGGUCGCGAGCCGGACGCGAUCAUCGGCAAGCCCAACCAAGCGCUUCUCCAGACGAUCCUGUCCACGCAUUCCCUGGACCCAUCGCGCACCUGCAUGGUAGAGAUGAUUGAUCGCAUACGUUGGACGCCAACAUGGCCUCUACGCUUAGGUCGGCGAUCGCUUGUCUACGGACAUUGAGUUUGGUCGCCGUGGGGGUCUCUAUACACUGCUCGUCAUGACCGGAUGCACAUCGUACGAAGAGAAAGCCGCGAUCGCCGACGAGUUCCAGAGACCCGACUUCUUCGUCGAAGACGUCAACGUGCUCAACCUCCUCGCCGCCACCUCGACGUAGAUUCAGCUCCACUUUGGAUGAGAGAUAAACACGAUUCGUCUUCCGAGU